AGGGAUCUCUCACUCUCCCACUCUGCUUUCUUUUCUCCUCUCCUGCUUCCUCCUUAUCCAUCUUCCUCCGUCUCUAUCUACUUCCCUCCCUCUCAACCUCUUUCCUCACUCUCUCUCUCCUCGCACAAAUGGCUUACUUUACACAUUAAGGAAGCAUCCGUCAUUUUGCUCUGUGAAGGAAAAAAUAUUUCUACUUUUCUUUCUCUUUUUUUCUGGCUGCCCUCUCUUUUCCCCAAUCCUGACGCUGCUACCAAUAUGUUUUAUUUCCAGCUGGUGAUCAUGGCAGGGACCGUUCUGUUGGCGUAUUACUUUGAGUACACGGACACCUUCCCCGUGCACAUCCAGGGCUUCUUCUGUUUCGACAAAGCCUACUCAAAGCCAUACCCAGGACCAGAGGACUACAGCAAGGCGCCGCCGGUCCUGGUCUACUCCCUCGUCACCGCCAUCCCCACUGUGACGAUUCUGAUCGGGGAAGUGACGAGCUUCUUUGUGAAGACGGAGGGUUCUCAGGAGAAGACCAUAGUGACCGCUGACUGCUGUUAUUUCAACCCUCUCCUCCGAAGGAUCGUACGCUUUCUAGGUGUCUACUCCUUUGGUCUCUUUGCCACCACCAUCUUUGCCAAUGCUGGUCAGGUGGUGACAGGAAACCAGACGCCUCACUUCCUGUCCGCCUGCAGACCAAACUACACAGCUCUAGGCUGCCAGUCUCCUCUGCAGUACAUCACAGAGAACCGAGCCUGCACAGGAAACCCUUUCCUGGUGGUGUCCGCUCGCAAAUCCUUCCCGUCCAAAGAUGCAGCGCUCAGCUUUUAUUCAGCCAUCUACACAGUGAUGUAUGUGACGUUGAUGUUUCGGACCAAAGGAACCCGUCUGAUGAAGCCCACCCUGUGCCUGGUGCUGCUGUCUCUGGCGGUGCUGGUUGGUGUGGUGAGAGUGACGGAGCACAGGAACCACUGGAACGACGUCCUGGCUGGUUUUGUCACAGGAGGCGCCAUCGCUGCAUUCCUGGUGUCCUGCGUGAUCAACAAUUUCAAACCAACCAAGCUAGCAGUACCGACUCCGCCUCCCCCUCCACAGCGCCCUGAAGCCCCCAUCAGUCUGCCUCUGAUCAGCCUGCCCCGUGUGGAGAGUCCACUCGAAAAGCUCCGGGGCUACCAUAUUCUGAGAUCACAUGACCAUCAGCCAACCCUGCCCCCCGCCCCGCCCGAUGUGCUCCUCCCCUCAAGACGUUGCCUCACCAGCUCAGUCUAGACCUGCCCCGUGAAAUCCCCCCGCCCUGCCCCGCCCACCCUGAAGGACGAAAACCUCUGAGGCGAGUCAAAUCCACGCAGGUGUGAGGCUUCACUAAUCACAGAGGACAAAGCCUGGAGCCAACCGGGAAGCAAAGACUUGUCGUCUCCUUUCCCUGUGAUGCUCUGUUUUGUCCUUCAAGAUGGCCGCCCUUUUCUCUUGGGUGUAAAAGAUCCAUGAAAAGACUCUUUAAGGCCAGAGCUGUUAAAGCAAUACUGUGUCCUUGCGGUUUUCCACAAAGAUUCAACGGUGACUCUAAAGACUGUUGGCUGGUGAUGACUUGAUAUUUCCAAUCAAAUAAAAAAAAAACUCAGCUGAGCUGAGGGUCACAAGUGGAUUUUCCUCAAGAUCAUUUUGUUAUACUCAGGACAAUUAGGGGAAACAGCUGAAAGAAGACCUUUAUGUAAUAAUGCUGGUACUGUUGAGUGAUAUGGUACAGAUUUUUGGUUCUGUGCACAAGAAGAGAUGUUGUCGUUGAGGGAAGCACUUUUGUAAAUUAUAGCACAGAUGAACCAGUUUAAAACUCAGUAAACAAUGUUGUAAUUUUCAGUUUUGAUUUUAAUUGUGCAAUGUGAUAGAAGAGCGGUUUAUACACACUAGGGCUUUGCUUUUGAUACCAGUUUUUCUUUUGUUUAUUCACUCCUGAAUCGGAUUGUCAUCAACUUUUCAAUACUAUAACAUUAAUGUUACAGUGUGUUUCAGAUGUCUGUUAGUUUGGUGUCCAUGCUGUGCAAAAUCUCCAUGUGGCAUUUUUAUUGUUCACUAGAAGUAAAAAGCAUUACUUUUUUAGUACUUCCCAUAAUCUAUUAACCAAAUUUAUGUCUCAUAUUUUCUCUAUUAAUGCAAAUCUAAAUAGAUGGCAACAUGGUACUUCUUACAUCUAAAGUCAGUUAAAUUUUACAAAAACAUCAAACUGGAUUUUAAAGAAGAAAGCUGGCUGCUGUUUGAAUUAGGCAUGGAGCAGCAUAAUAUUUUCACAUUAUGAUGACCCUGAGUAAAAGCCCCACGGUUUCACAGUAUCAAGGUAUUUAAAUGAGUUUAAGAAACGUGCAAUAUGAUCUAAUUGCUUCUAUUUAAACCAUAGGGUUUCUGCAGGGUUUUUAAGAUGUAAAUUUAACCCUUUUUUUUUUUAAUUCACUGACUUGAAAUUAAUAUGGUAUGGUAUUAACAAAGACCAUAAAUUUCACCAUUUGUACUGUCAGUACGUACUUGGGGUUUUGGUUACAUGAAACAAUAAAAACAUGAUGCAAAAUUUAAAAUACAAAAUAAAUAGAAAAAAACAGAAGUUAUUAAAGCCUGUCAGGACAAUAAUGACUUACUGACUUAUACCUUCAAGGAUCUUAAUUAAUUAGCUACAACAACAUUUAAUUUCCUUUUGGGAUUAAUAAAGUAUUUUUUAAUUUGAAGGAAAGAAAUCUGGUAAUUAAGUCUACGUCAAGAUUUUUCACUUGAAGCCUCACAUUCCAUUAUUUGCAUCUUAAAUUUCUACAUUUGUUUCUUCAUUGCUUCAUCUAUGAAAUGUUUUUGUUUGUUUUACUAAUAUAUUGGCAGCAUUGAUUCAUUCUGUCUGAAUUUAGCAAAAUGGAGGACAGCCAACAGCUCUGUAGGAAUGAAUUAUCACCAAACUCUCAAACUAAAUCAAAUUUUGCUCUCUCUACAUUUUAAUUUGCUUAGGCAACUACAAUUAAAUAGUCAUUUCCCACUAAGGACAAAUAGUCAUAUCCACUUCCAGCCCCUCUUUCAUGAGUAGGUGUUUGCUUAACAAGGUUUGGCUUAAAAAUAGUUUUUGAUCGUUGGCGAAAGCCUGCCAGCUACCGUUGACAAAAAGCUUUCUGUAUACUGAGUAAGAAGGAGUAAGAAAGUGACGAAGUGUAGUAACAUAUAUGCCAAAAUAAAACAAGAACAAAAACCCCUCAAACUUAAGUUAUUUUUUACUUGCAUUGUAAGGUGAGCAGAAUUCUUCUAAUUAUGUGAAAAGCAAAUUAUGUUUGUUUUAUUUUGAUACAGGUGCUAAAUAAAGAGUAGGUUUUUUAGUUGAAUAAAGCACAUAGAGUAGAUACAAAUGUAGCUAUUUGAUAUCUAAAUGAGAAAAAUUAAGCUCAACUGGUUAUAACUCUAAUCACUAGAUGGCAGAUGUGUCAGAGUAGAAGUAGAAAAAGAAACAAAACAGCAAAGCUUUUUUUUUUGAAGAAAUACAGUGAAGAAAUCAGCAGUUUUCCCAUUAAGGACAAUUUGUCUCUUAAACGGGAACAAUGACGACUCAAACACUGUGUUGAUAUUCUGGCAAGACUCCUUAACUGUCCGUAUUUCAUUCUACCGAAAAUAUUUCCAGCUAAAUUUCUCUUAUUCCUUGGAGAGUGAAUACAUUUGUAGCCUUUUUUUUUAACCAGCUAACUGGCAGUGAGCAGCAGCAUGUUGUUAGGGGCAGUGCACCACUUCUGUGCCUCAGAAUAAUAAAUCUCCAGUCACUCAAGCACUUUAUUUGGCAUCUCAUUUUAAAAAAUCCUGCAAGCCAUGAAAAUGCCAAGACAGAAACUUUUAACAAUUUGAAAAUUGUUUUAAAUCCUUGCAAUACCUUGAUACCUGUGAGCAGCCCAUGCCUAAUUUGACUGAAUCUAUCUGGUCCAGUCAUUCAAAGGCUUCUCUUCAACAUGUUUUCCACACACUGAGUUUAUUGGCGGCAUUGAGACCUCUGACUUUGGUAGAGUAUUGUACAGUGCUUAGGUUUCUUCAAACAUAUAUGAUGUUAUCAUCCAGUUUUGUAUGGUUUUGAUAAUGUGAAGCUACCUGAAAUGUUCUUGCGGCAUGGUGGACGGCUGUAAAGCAGGAAUGUAGCUCAGUGAAGAAGAGUUUAAAAUCAAGCCAGCCUGCAGUCGAUGUGUAUGGCUCACAGCUGGCUCAGCUCUGCUCAGUUUAAAAGAAAACUGCAGGUUCUUAAAGUAAGAAGAAAGUGUGUUAUAUACAAGACGUCCUAAUGGGUUUCUUAUGUGUGUGCGUUUGCUGUGUGUGUGUUUGGACUUAUUUAGAUCUGUGUGUGCGUGGGUGUGUCUGUGUGUGUGCGUAUUUAUAAUGAGCACAUUGUAAGGCAGCACAACUGUUAAUUUGGCAGCCUGUUUUUCUUAAGUUAAACUGUCAAAAGUAGCUGCUAUAAUUACACACUCACAUUCGUUUGUAACUGCAGGCCUCCGAAGGACCCCUGCCAAGGCGUCCUAACAAUGCCGGUUAAAGCAGAAGGUGCUCAUUAUAGCUUUGAGAUUACCUACAGUAUUGUAAGUCUGUUUUUAUUUUCUUCUUUUUUUAAGAAAAAAAAAAUACUACACCCCGUCUGGCGAGAUAACGUUAUUUUCAUGUUAAAGUCUCUGUUUUGUAUUUAUUUACCAAAAUAAACUGCAAUUACCACUUA
This is a messenger RNA of Xiphophorus maculatus (southern platyfish), 4693 nucleotides long. Its product is annotated as phospholipid phosphatase-related protein type 5-like. Gene Ontology annotation, biological process: phospholipid dephosphorylation; phospholipid metabolic process; signal transduction. The transcript is spliced from 6 exons. Bases 256 to 1251 code for a protein of 331 amino acids. The record is from RefSeq and is a predicted model, not a curated record. Gene Ontology annotation, molecular function: phosphatidate phosphatase activity. NCBI's taxonomy places the organism in Eukaryota, Metazoa, Chordata, Actinopteri, Cyprinodontiformes, Poeciliidae.